CCGCCGGAUAUUUUAAAGCGAAUCCCCCCCUCCUCCGUUACUCCCGAGUCGUCGCCGCCUCGCAAAAUUUCCGACGCCUCCUCUCCUCUCCUCCUCCGCCGCGCCAUUCUUCGCCGCCGCCGCCCGGCUCCGGCGGCGCCAUGGGCUCCACCAGAACUCCUUCUAUAGCCAUUCCUGUGGAUUCAGAUGCCUCUCCUAGGAAAAAUACGCCAGAGACUGUAACAAGUCCUCUUGUGAAUGGUGAAAAGAGUAUUUUCCGGGAUCAGGUUAGAGGAUACAGUGCACUUGGGAGUCCUUUGAGGAGAGAAGUUGGGAACAGAUCUAUAACAAGAUCCUUCUGUAUUGACAACACUGACUUGGAAGAUGGUAAGGCUGAAAAAGACAGAGAUAGGCCUUCACAUUUCCUCAGUCUCCCAAAGAUACAGAAUCAGGCUCUUCUAUCUGGUCUUGCCUAUUGCAUAUCAUCCUGCAGCAUGAUUUUAGUUAAUAAGUAUAUCUUAUCUGGCUAUGGUUUCAGUGCUGGAAUAUUUCUGAUGCUUUAUCAGAACAUUGUAUCUGUGACUAUAGUGUCCACUCUAUCGCUCUCUGGUGUUAUCCCAACUGAACCACUAACUUGGAAGCUAAUCAAAGUUUGGUUGCCUGUGAAUAUCAUAUUUGUCGGAAUGCUAAUUACAAGCAUGUUUAGUUUGAAGUACAUCAAUGUUGCAAUGCUGACUAUAUUGAAGAAUGUUGCCAAUGUAUUGACUGCUUCUGGGGAGACAUACUUCUUUAAAAAGCAGCAUGACAGACAAGUUUGGAUUUCUCUCACGUUGAUGAUAAUUUCAGCAAUUGCAGGAGGAAUAACAGAUUUGUCUUUUAAUGCAAUUGGUUAUACUUGGCAGAUCUUGAACUGCUUUCUAACGGCAUCAUAUUCGCUUACAUUACGGCAUGUAAUGGACAGUGCCAAGCAAGCCACCAAAUCUGGGAAUUUGAAUGAGUUAUCAAUGGUUUUACUGAAUAAUAUUCUUUCAGUACCACUUGGGAUUAUCCUCGUGCUUGGUUUCAAUGAAGUGGAGUACCUUUUUGAAACGCCUCUCUUAAGGAUGCCCAUGUUUUGGAUAGUCAUUACUGCUAGUGGAGUUUUGGGGCUUGCUAUCAGCUUUACUUCUAUGUGGUUUCUUCACCAGUCAAGUGCAACAACAUAUAGUCUUGUGGGCUCCCUUAAUAAGAUCCCUCUCUCUAUUGCUGGAAUCCUUCUCUUCAAAGUGCGGACGAGCAUGGAGAAUUCUUUCAGCAUUUUGUUUGGUUUAUUGGCAGGAGUAUUCUUCGCCAGAGCCAAAUUGCUUAAUAACUCUCAGUCCUAGUCGUAGGCCAAGCUUUAUAGGUUAUACAAGGCAGAAUUAUUCUAGUCAGUCAGAUUCAGAACAGGAUGCUCGCUCGGAUUAUGUUCCUGGGAAAUUUGUGCAGAUGUAAAGAUCCUUCUCCAGCUAACAAGAAGAGAGAUUGGCAACACAUUUGUUACUAUGGGGCCAUGGGGCUGCUUCAGUUCUUUUUCCUCGAAAUCAGUAUGGACCCCCUGUUGUCGCUCUCGUGGUUGUGGUAUACGUCCUCACUUUCACUUACGAUCGAAAGGCCGAUAAUACUCAAAUGCAGGCAGUUUGGGGGAAAAAAAACAAUUGACGGGUCGCCGCAUUUGUAAUGUUGUGAAAUUGCAGCGGUUGGAUCGAAAUGGGAUUGGUGUUUUUGUGCGUUGCACGGCUGCUUGGCCUGCUGCUGUGUUGAGUAUACUGUAUAUACUUGUGCAGUUUAAUUUUGUGUUGCCCUUCCCUAUAUGUUCUUCUACACCGUGUAGGGCUGAAGGAAAAUGCCCAAGCUCCUCAUGUGCAGAACUCAAACUCAUGGGAUACAGUGAUACUAGUGCAGAAUUUGAACUGACCUGACUUGUCCCAAA
Oryza sativa Japonica Group (Japanese rice) is the source of this 1930-nucleotide messenger RNA. RefSeq names its product GDP-mannose transporter GONST1. The record is from RefSeq and is a predicted model, not a curated record. Gene Ontology annotation, cellular component: Golgi apparatus. NCBI's taxonomy places the organism in Eukaryota, Viridiplantae, Streptophyta, Magnoliopsida, Poales, Poaceae. Gene Ontology annotation, molecular function: antiporter activity; GDP-fucose transmembrane transporter activity.